Molecule: messenger RNA, 1324 nt
Organism: Mya arenaria
Lineage: Eukaryota; Metazoa; Mollusca; Bivalvia; Myida; Myidae
Product: prion-like-(Q/N-rich) domain-bearing protein 25
Exons: 11
Coding region: 20-1324 (434 amino acids)
Source: RefSeq, a predicted model, not a curated record
AGUUAAACUAACGUCUAAAAUGUUAAGGCUUUCUUUCAUUUUGUGUGUUUACUUUUUCUCGCUUGCCUUAUCGCAAGGAGGGUUCAAAGAGGAUUGCCAGGUAUCGGGGUCCUGCGUACCUGACUUAACAUGUAUUCCGGGAACGACGCCCACAUGUUUAUGUGAUACCUGUCCCGCGUCUGCCCUGUUCGACGAUUGCGCGACGAACCUUCAAUGCGCAAAUAAGGAUCCGAACUCAGAAUGUUCUGCCGACGGACGUUGUACGUGCGCAGCUGGUUCUUCAAUGUUCGACCAAUAUUGUUGGAAAGAUGGUGCCUAUGGAGGCCAGUGCGUGAACGGAACUUGUACCGCCGACAAGAACGCAAUGUGUGACACGACAACCAUGCGCUGUAGUACAUGCAUACCUGGCGCAAGUCCAUUCAAUGGGAUGUGUAUCUUAGAUGGAUCGGCCAUGGGUCAAUGUGUUGGCGAUCUGUGUCCCUUGGACGAGAACGCGGAGUGUAUGGAUGGAAUGUGCAUGUGUAAAGAUGGAUUUGACCUAAUCAAUGGCCAGUGUACUGAAAAAGGAGGACCACCCGGUUUGUGUGACGAUUCGUCGAUGUGUCUCAGGGAUACGAACUCGGAAUGUAUGGGUGGUAUGUGCAUGUGCAAGACGAACUUUACACUGGUUGGAGGAGUAUGCAGGGAAGACGGAUCCACUGGGGGCUGCUGUAAUGCAGGGAAUACAUGCACGGACGAACUGGCAGUGUGCACUGACGGGUUGUGUGUUUGCAGCAUGAACUCCACUGCCAUUAGUGGGUGGUGUAUAGCAGAUGGGUCGGUCGGAGGCUUCUGUGACGGCACGGGAAACGACAUGUGUUCUAAGGACAAGUUUGCUGUGUGUAUGGACGGAAUGUGCAUGUGCAAUACACCGGACUCUGAUCUGAUCGGUGGCAUGUGUAGAAAGAGAGGUGCGCUUGGUGGAAAGUGCGACAUUUCUGGUAGCGUCUGCUCAGAGGACAAGUUUGCCAUGUGUUCCAGUGGGAUGUGUGACUGCCGGGAGGGAUAUACAGGAGUCGGUGGAAAGUGCAUCCAGAACGGUUGGCCUGGUGGCAUCUGUGACGGCGCGGGCGGGGGCGCUUGCUCCGGGGACAAGAACGCAGUCUGCAUGAACGGAAUGUGCAUGUGUCCGGGAGGAUACCUAAUGGCCAAUGGCAUGUGUCUGAAAGACGGCGGGCCCGGGGGUGUGUGUGUGUCUGGCCAGUGUCCCGGGGACAGGCAUGCUGUCUGCUCAAGCAACAAUAUGUGCGAGUGCGAAAAAAGUAUUUAUGAACGUUUGUUAUAG